GUGCCGGUCGUGCCCAUGGUCGUGCCGUUAGCGCGGCAUGUUUGUUUUGCUAAACUGACGUCGUCGUGACGCAUACGUUGUGCUGUGCGUUCCUGACGCCGUUUCGUGUGUCCUGAAAAGCCAUUUCUAUCUCUUUUUUUUCUUCUUUUAGUAGUUACGAAAAUAUGGUGACAUCUCCUUGCUUGUUCACCCGACGAGAGCGAUCAAAAACGACUGUCUGCCUUCGUCUCGAAUUGGUCCAAGGUUUUCGAGUACGCGUUGCGAAGCCGUGAUCGUCCGAGCCGGAUCUGAGCUGCGCCGCAGCAUGUCUGAUGAACGGGAGCACGCCGCUUCGGAGACGCCGACACGAAACAGAUUCAAGAUGCAAGCGAGGCGGUCCCGAUCCAGCCUUGGUGCUGCCAAUCGCCCAUUCAGCUCACCGAUGAAGACUACGCCUGUAAGCAGUCAAAGUGUUGAGGACUUGCGCAAGAAGCUGGCUGACCUCCGCCGCAAGAGUCGCCUCCUGGAUGAGCAGAUUGAACAGCUCAAGGCAGAAGGCUGCACCAUAGAAGAGCUUCCUUGGCACAUGGAGCAGCUGCAUACUUACAACCAGAUUAAGGACAUAGCUCACCAGGUCAUUGGCAGCCUGGCGGUUAUUGAAGGAGUCACCAUAAAGGACAAGCAGGAACACUACGGUCUACCCACAACUGAACCCAGUAGUGUGCCACCGCACACUUGACUUGGCCGCAUGGCGGGGGGCGAGAGGGGUUAACCCAUGCAGCAGAGGUCUGGGGUGGGAUCGACAGUGCAUUGAUGGUUUUUCUUUGCCUUUUUCCCCUCCUCUUGUAUCACUCACGCCUUUCUUCCCCCCCCCCUUUUUUUUGUUGUUGUUGGAAAAGCCUACAAGUUAUGUGUUGGUACCGCUGUGGAGUCUUCUUUCUAUGGCCUCUCUCCAAGUGGGAGGGCACUUAAAACUUCUACUUUUGAAGUGAGGUCAGCCGCAACACCCAUGUACAAUUGUCUAGUGAAUAAACAUGUUUCAUUUGCUGCAA
Dermacentor andersoni is the source of this 1031-nucleotide messenger RNA. RefSeq names its product DNA repair protein SWI5 homolog. Gene Ontology annotation, cellular component: Swi5-Swi2 complex; Swi5-Sfr1 complex. Lineage: Eukaryota; Metazoa; Arthropoda; Arachnida; Ixodida; Ixodidae. Gene Ontology annotation, biological process: double-strand break repair via homologous recombination. The record is from RefSeq and is a predicted model, not a curated record.